This is a messenger RNA of Cryptococcus wingfieldii CBS 7118, 375 nucleotides long. RefSeq names its product multifunctional methyltransferase subunit TRM112. The record is from RefSeq and is a predicted model, not a curated record. Gene Ontology annotation, biological process: rRNA (guanine-N7)-methylation; peptidyl-glutamine methylation; tRNA methylation. The coding region runs from base 1 to 375 and encodes 124 amino acids. NCBI's taxonomy places the organism in Eukaryota, Fungi, Basidiomycota, Tremellomycetes, Tremellales, Cryptococcaceae. Gene Ontology annotation, molecular function: protein heterodimerization activity. The transcript has 5 exons.
AUGGUUCGAUUAAUCACCCACAAUAUGCUUCAGUGCCACGUUAAGAACUGCACCAAAGACAACUUCCCGCUCGUGUUUUCUGAAGUGGAGACUUUGAUCAGGGAGGCCACUUUCAACCCGGAUUUCAUCCAGAGGUUCCUGCCAAAGUUGGAUUGGAGGGCUUUGGUGGACACUGCCAGAAGUCUCGGCGACAACAGCCUCCCUGAGCAGAUGCCUGAAGAGUUCUCCGAAGAGCAACUGCAAGCUUUACAUUACGUCCUCUUUGAGCUCAAUGUGGAAGAGGGCAACAUGACAUGCCGGGGUUGUGGACAUGUCUACCCUAUCUCCAACGGUAUCCCUAAUAUGCUGCUCGCUGAGCACGAGGUGGGCCGCUAG